This is a messenger RNA of Anisakis simplex (herring worm), 1098 nucleotides long. The record is from the annotation of a GenBank genome assembly. NCBI's taxonomy places the organism in Eukaryota, Metazoa, Nematoda, Chromadorea, Rhabditida, Anisakidae.
AUGCUCAUUAUGAUUGCUUGGCCUGUGGCCGGAGCGAUCCUCUUGUCAACCAUUUCAUUGAUAGCACUCUUUCAAUGUGGAGCAAAAAAAGCAGCAACGAAAGCAGCACCCGCACCAGGAUUGGCCGUGCAGCCAUUGCGACCUGAAGAUGAACAGAAAACACAACCUCUCGAGGAUGAAGGACAACCUGCAGGAGGUGCUGCAGCAGCGGGAGAGAAGAAAGAGGAAGGAGGUGAGAAGAAGGAAGGCGAGAAGAAAGAGGGAGAGGAAAAGAAGGAGGGAGAAGGUGAGAAGAAAGAAGGGGAGGAAAAGAAGGAGGGAGAGGAAAAGAAGGAGGGAGAGGAAAAGAAAGAGGGAGAGGAGAAGAAAGAAGGAGAGGAAAAGAAGGAGGGAGAGGAAAAGAAGGAAAGUGAUAAGAAGGAGGAAGGAGAAAAGAAAGAGAGUGAAAAGAAGGAGGGUGAGGACAAGAAAGAGGAAGGUGGUGAUAAGAAGGAAGAGGGAGAGGACAAGGAAGGCGGUGAUAAGAAGGAGAGUGGCAAGAAGGAAGAGGGCGAUAAGAAGGAGGAAGAAGGAGAAAAGAAGGAGGAUGACGAGAAGAAAGAGGGCUCUAAAGGUUCGAAGAAGAAAGAUGAAUCCAAAAAGGAAGGCUCGAAGAAAGAGGGUUCCAAGAAAGAGGGCUCCAAGAAGGAAGGAUCGAAGAAGGAGGGUUCCAAGAAAGAAGGAUCCAAGAAGGAAGGAUCGAAGAAAGAGGGUUCCAAGAAGGAGGGCUCCAAGAAGGAAGGAUCUAAGAAGGAGGGUUCCAAGAAAGAAGGAUCUAAGAAGGAAGGCUCAAAGAAGGAGGGAUCGAAGAAGGAGGGAUCGAAGAAGGAGGGAUCUAAAAAGACACAAGUUGAUGAGGAAGAGGCAAAGAAGGAGGAAAAUAAAGAGGAAAACAAAGAGGAAAAGAAAGAUGAGAAAAAGGAAAGUGCCAAAAAGGAGGAGGAGAAGAAGGAUGACGAGAAAAAGGAUGAUAAAAAGGAAGAGAAGACCGAUAAGAAAGAAGAUGAAGGAGAGAGUAGUAAGAAGGAAGAGGGAGGUGACGAUGAAAAGAAAGAAUAA